Messenger RNA from Electrophorus electricus (electric eel), 3066 nucleotides. RefSeq names its product EF-hand and coiled-coil domain-containing protein 1. The record is from RefSeq and is a predicted model, not a curated record. NCBI's taxonomy places the organism in Eukaryota, Metazoa, Chordata, Actinopteri, Gymnotiformes, Gymnotidae.
AUGCAAAUAUCGCGAACGUCCGCGCUGCCCGAUCCACCGAUUCGCGCGGUGCGUAAAAGUGAGUGGCUCCGAUGUGCAUUGGCUCAUCACUUUAAUCCCGACCCUGGGGUCGAAAACGAAAUCGUGGUUUUGGCUACCGGUAUAGACCAGUAUCUACAGGAGAUAUUUCAUCACCUCGCCUAUUACAGCAACGACGAUGUCAUCUCAGAAGAGGACUUCAGACUCCUUUGUUUGGUUUUGGGUAUGACUACAGAGAAGAACCAGAGAAUUCCCCCCGUGCUGAACUUCAGGGAGUUUCAUUCACGUCUCUGUGGAUUUUUCACAGUAAAAUCUCAUAGCGGAACAACUGCCACACGCCUCCCUGUCACGGAAGAAACGGAACACAUUGAGCGCGAGAUCAGUCUCCGGUGGCCCAGGGUACGGAGGAGGAAGUGUGUUAGCUUCGACCUGUCCCGAGACCUCAAGACAUCACGUUUAAAUGCUUUUGAAAAAACGGGAAAUCUGAAAACACCUGCAGUGGAACUCAGGAAAGGUUCAGGGUUGGAUGGGCAACAGAGAGCCGGGCAGGAGCAGGUGGAAAUGGAGAAUGCCAGUCUGCGGGAGCUGGUUGAGGACCUGCGCUCAGCCCUGCAGAGCAGCGACGCCCGCUGCAUGGCCCUCGAGGUGGCCCUGCGGAGGGGGCGGCCCGCGGCGACCAGGCACGGCAGCCCAGGCGGGACGGGGCCCCGAGGCACGCCGUCCCCCGGCCAUGUCUCCCGGAGGCGCACCGGGGACCUACUGCGGGAGCUGGAGCUCAUCCGGGCAUCGCGCGACGGCCAGCUGGAGGAGGCCAUGCGCUUCAACCAGCGUCUGGAGGAGGAGCUGGCAGUGGCCUACUCGGAGGCAGGCAGGCUGAGCAUGGCCCUGGGGAGCGUGCGCCGGGAGAACGCAGAGAUCAAGAGGAGGGCAGAGGGGGCGAGAGGGGCGCUAGCUACCGGGCUGGAGAGAGUGCAUGCCGUGCAGCUGCUGGCCGAGCAGGUCGGCCCCCUCCAAGAGAAGGCCCAGAGCCUCGAGAGGGAGAUGCAGAGAUUCAGAUCUCUCUGCACCUGCAGGGCUGCGUGUGAGCCAGGAGCAGAGGUGACUCAGCCCAUGGACCCCUCGGGCCAAGAUGAACUCCUCGUCAGUGGAGAGGAACGCCUGCAGAGGGCAGUAGAGGGCCGGGCAGCGUCGGAUGAAGAGGAGGAGGAGGAGAGACAUAAGGAGGUCGAGCAGUGCUGUCUGUUAGAAGUGAAGCGUCUGAUUAACAGAUUGCACAAGUGUGCAAAGGGAUGUCAGAAGCCAGCCGUGUGUCACCUGCUCCGCUCCCAGAACUCAGGCCUUUACCCUGAGCAGUGUGGCUGCAGAGUGUUGCGAGGAAAGGAGACAGCCGGCUGGCACCACGUGCCUCCCGAGCAGAAAGAACUGGAAAAGGACCUGCAGCAGAAGCAGCAGGAGGUGGACGGCUUGCGGCUGGGGGUACAGACAGCGGGCACAGGGCUAGUACGCCUGUCCUUACUGGAGGAGAAACUGACCGAUGCCCUCUCCCUACUGCUGCAGCUACGAGACAAAAGAGUCUCGCGGAGAGCCUUGAGGAACCUUCUGUUGGACACAUUGGAUCUGUGCAGUAGAAGAGACCCUCACCCUCACCCAACCCGGACUCCUGUUUUUCAGGUGGUGGACAUCCUUUGCCAGCGGCUAACCUCCAGUGAGCUCCUGUACAGGGCAGAAGGCGGCGUUGUGUGGUUCCGCCCGUCUGUGACCCCGGGGCUUCAGAGUACCAUUAACCCCCUUCUUAUCUCCUGCUGAGAAAGGGACUCAUCUCUAAUGUCAGAUCUGCAUCCAACUCCUCUUCCAACCGGACCAGGGGUGGAUUUGUAAAGAGAAGCGCCAUGAAUACUGAGGAGACCUGUUGAUAUUUUAAACAGACUCUUGAUGUGUGUUUGAUGUUCCCCUUUGAUAAGCACAUUAGAAGCAUGAAGAAACUAUGUACAGACCGAGGCAGGACGAGGCCCUGUCUCAUACAAACACAGUGACUCCAGGUAGAGACAUGAAAUGGUUUAGAGGCACUUCUGUAAAGUUCAGUCUCUGCAGAACAACUCCAUCGUCUACCAGGCAAAAGAAACCCCGUGCACAACAUGUAUGAAUGUUUCACAUGUGCUUCGUGUGUGCUGACUUGCCCUCGGAUGGGUGGAAUUCUUUAAGCCUGUCGAGCCGUAGGUGUGUUGGACGUAAUCCCUGCUCGUGACUAGUGCUGGAAUGCAGUAUAAGGGCUUUAGGGGCUGGUCACCGUGUACGACACUCCAAAGAAUGGAAAGGCAUGGAAAGAAUGCAGCAUAGACUUCUGUAUUACAAACGUCGCACCUGACAAUCACUUCAUACUGAUUUUUAAUAUAUUUGAUAUUUGAAUUGUGAUUUAUUUUGCAUUACACGCUGACUGAUCUGAGGACAUGGAAUCCAGAUAACAUGUGACCUUGAUGUAACUCACAGUGACUCAUCUGAGAGUGAGCUAUGAUGUCAUCCUGUGGGGUCGUGUGAUGCAGCGUUGCACGUGACUGCGAUGAAGGGGAAUCAUGGGAACCAACGUUGAUACAUACACUCCUCAGUUACUAGCUCUGAUAACUCCUCUCCGUAGUAACACAAACAAAAACAAAAGUCCUUAUGAGGAGUGAAUAUUAAUAUACAGUUAUGAGUGAAGUAAAAAUAGUAUACAAAUGUUUUAUGAAAUUAAAAAUUCAUAGAGGGGGUGGGGCGGUGGUGGUGGAGAUGAAUUAUGGCGGGCACGAGAUCGUAUUGAACACCUCUGUGUGGAAUUGCCCCACCCUGUGUGCAGUGAAGCUCUUGUCCAGUGUGGUGGUGGUGGUGUGUGUGUGUGGGGGGUGACUGGCACAUCUGCAUGAGAACAAUGGCGACCAGUCUUCCCCAGAGCCUGACGCAGCGCUCUGCCUCACACAGAACCCUCUGUUUGAAGACCCAUGGUGCCGUGCAGCGUUGGGGACACUGACCUUCCGUGGCUUCCACUAGCCUUUAGCCCUGGAGACCAAGUGGAAG